UAAUGAAUCAUGCGUAUCUUUUUGUUUUGGGAACGACGAAUUGAAAUUAUUUGGUCGUAAUGGGACCUGCUCAAUUUUGAAUGAUCAUAAGUUUAUUGCUGAAGAAAUUGAAAUAUUCCGUAUUAACAACACACUUAAAGAAGGCCCAACUGUUUUGAAUGCUAAACAAUUCGGUUUAACUUAUCUGUUAUCUAAUUGGCCUUUUACUUAUAACCCAUAA
Molecule: messenger RNA, 220 nt
Organism: Dentiscutata erythropus
Lineage: Eukaryota; Fungi; Glomeromycota; Glomeromycetes; Diversisporales; Gigasporaceae
Source: the annotation of a GenBank genome assembly